UCAUUUAAAUACACAAACUUUUCUUUCUCUUUCGAUGUUGAAUUUUUUCCUGGUCAACAUUCGGAUUCUUUAACAUCCAACUCAGCUCCAACGAUCUGAACCGGUUCUUCCUGAACAAGCAGACGUUGUGUCUUCUCUGGAUUGACCUUGGUACAUCACUUCUCAUGGCAGCAUUUCCUGAACUGCAUAAUGACUCACCUGUCUCUCCAGGACUCAACAAAGAACUCCAGGAAGCCUCCAACUGCUGUUAUUGCCCAGAGAAGUGGGUUGGGUACCGUUGCAACUGUUAUUUCAUUUCUACUGAAGAGAAAACUUGGAAUGAAAGUAGGAAGUUCUGUGUUUCUCGGAAUUCCAGUUUGCUUCAGCUUCAAAAUAAAGAUGAACUGGCAUGUACUUGAUUCUAGCCUCCUA
Molecule: messenger RNA, 411 nt
Organism: Otolemur garnettii (small-eared galago)
Lineage: Eukaryota; Metazoa; Chordata; Mammalia; Primates; Galagidae
Product: natural killer cells antigen CD94
Exons: 3
Coding region: 165-398 (77 amino acids)
Biological process (GO): positive regulation of natural killer cell mediated cytotoxicity; stimulatory C-type lectin receptor signaling pathway
Source: RefSeq, a predicted model, not a curated record